Molecule: messenger RNA, 1273 nt
Organism: Notothenia coriiceps (black rockcod)
Lineage: Eukaryota; Metazoa; Chordata; Actinopteri; Perciformes; Nototheniidae
Product: ectonucleotide pyrophosphatase/phosphodiesterase family member 7-like
Source: RefSeq, a predicted model, not a curated record
AUGCUGCUGAUCUGCCUCGCUGUGCUCGGCCUCACUGGCAGCUCUCUGUCUGCUGCUAUCCCACCACCAGACGCUACAGUAUCCAGAAACAAGCUGCUGCUCGUCUCCUUCGAUGGUUUCCGCUGGGACUAUGACCAAGACGUGGACACCCCGAAAUUGGAUAAGAUGGCCUGGGACGGGGUGAGGGCGGAAUACGUCACCCCACCCUUCCUCACCAUCACCAGCCCAGCACACUUCACCCUGCUUACAGGACGUUAUGUUGAGAAUCAUGGAGUAAUCCACAACAUGUGGUUCAACACUACCACUCAGGAGAAGAAGCAGUACUACCAAACUCAGUUUGUUGAUUCCUACUGGGACAACGGCAGCUUACCCAUCUGGAUAACCGCACAGAGACAGGGUCUAAAAGCAGGUUCUCUGCAUUUCCCUGGAACAGCAGGCACCUACAGAGGGGAGACUGUGAGGGUUAGUCAAGUGGAACCUUUUCUAUGAUCCUAUGAUCAUUCAAAUGAGACCGAUUGGAGGCUGAACAUUGACAAGGUGAUUGGAGAAUGGUUCCACCAACAGGAUCUGGACUUUGUCUCCUUGUACUUCGGAGAACCAGAUUUGAUUGGGCACGAAUUUGGACCAGAUUCCCCAGAACGCCGUGAGAUGAUCCAGCAAGUAGACCGUACAGUGGGCUACAUCCGGGACAAGGUCCAAGAACAUGGCCUUACUGAACGGCUCAACAUUAUCAUCACUGCCGACCACGGGAUGACGACAAUUCUACGGGAUGGACAAGUUAAUAAGAUUAUCCUCUCUAAAAUCCCUGGCUUCAGUUUCAAGGAUAUCCAGUUCCAACUGUUGGAUUAUGGUCCUCUUGGGAUGCUGCUUCCUAAAGAGGGGAUGCUGGAGAAGGUCUACAAGGCUCUGAAAGGAAGUCACCCUCACCUUCAUGUGUAUAAAAAGGAGGAGAUGCCAGCUAGACUGCACUACGGUAACCAUCCUCGACUUCUGCCGAUCAUUCUCGUCGCUGACCCUGGAUACGUUGUCAAUGGGUUUUUACCUCUGCACUACGUCAAAGGAGACCACGGCUUUGAUAAUGAAGCCAUGGAAAUGAAAGCCUUGUUCAGGGUGGUGGGGCCUGACUUUCAGAAAAACAGGGUGGUAGAUCCCAUCGACCUGGUUGACGUGUACGCUCUGAUGUGCCAUCUACUGGGGAUAAACCCGGAGAUCAAUGAUGGACACCUGGACAAUACCAAACACAUGCUGGUUAACACAGGAGGAGACAACAACA